AUGCUCAACAUCCACCCCGGAUCCACCAAGGGGAAGAUAUCAAUUGCGGAAUCCUGCAAAGUGAUCGCCGACGCCAUCAACGAGGCGCACAGCCAGGUGGCCGACGUUUCGGUGAUCUUGGAGAUCACAGCAGGUGGCGGCAACGCGGUUGGCAAGACUUUUGAAGAGCUGAAAAUGAUCAUUGACGGCGUCACAAACACCGGCUACGAUAUCCGCACACAAGAGGCCUACGACGCCACCAUGGCGCAGUUCGAGGAAGUGGUAGGCCUCAAGUACUUGAAGGCGAUCCACUUGAACGACAGCAAGGCCGGCCUGGGCAGCAAGGUUGACAGACAUGAAAACAUUGGCAAGGGAUAUGUGGGUCUCGAAGCGUUCAGGUGCCUCAUGAACGACGACCGAAUGAACGGCAUACCCCUGGUCCUGGAGACGCCAGAGGGCUCGUACCGCGAAGAGGUCAAGCUGCUUUACAGCCUCGAGGGCAAGACGGAGCCCUAUCCCCCAGCACCCGAUGCUCCGGAGAAGGAAAAGAAGAAGCCCACCAAGAAGGCGACAGCAACCAAGCGCAAGAAGAAAGAAUCUGAGAGCGAGGAAGACGAACAAAAGCCUAAGAGCCCCUCGGCGAAGAAGGCAACCCCUCGGCGCGCUAAGACAACGAACCCAAAGUCCGAAUACGAUGACGAUGACGACUUCCAACCAAUUCCCAAGAAGAGACGGCUCGCCAAGCGAACCAAGAAGCCUGCUGCGCGCGCCAAAGAAGAAGAGGAGGACAGCGACACAUGA
Acanthamoeba castellanii str. Neff is the source of this 780-nucleotide messenger RNA. Its product is annotated as apurinic endonuclease (APN1) subfamily protein. Gene Ontology annotation, molecular function: DNA binding; zinc ion binding; phosphoric diester hydrolase activity. The transcript is spliced from 6 exons. Gene Ontology annotation, biological process: base-excision repair. Bases 1 to 780 code for a protein of 259 amino acids. Gene Ontology annotation, cellular component: mitochondrion; nucleus. The record is from RefSeq and is a predicted model, not a curated record. NCBI's taxonomy places the organism in Eukaryota, Discosea, Longamoebia, Acanthamoebidae.